Ectocarpus sp. CCAP 1310/34 is the source of this 1433-nucleotide messenger RNA. The record is from the annotation of a GenBank genome assembly. NCBI's taxonomy places the organism in Eukaryota, Phaeophyceae, Ectocarpales, Ectocarpaceae.
UUAUUCUCGCUCCAGGGCAAUUAAUGUUCGUGUCAAGGUGUUGCCUGCUGAUUGCUCUCGUCGUCCUUUCGAGUGAUGACCCUCAGCGAGUUGCUGCUACUUCCGCUGCUGCUGGUUGUUUGAACUCUCGAUCUUUGACCCGGCGUUUGAUGCUCUUGCCUCUGGCGACAGCCACCGCCAACACCCCCGAGCUUCAAGAUUCGCUGGUCUCCUCGAACCGUCGAAAAAGGGGAGGGGCGGUGGGUUGCGCCGGGGGGAUUCGCAGCAGGUGGUGUGUGGCUUCGUUCGUGCUUCGUUGCCGACCGAAAGCGACAUGUUCCAGAACAAGGACAAGCGCGCGAUCCGGGUGCUGCUGCUCCAUCAGACCACCGACGUCGCAACGACCGUACGCCCAGGCGCGCGUUGCUUGGAGAAGCGGCUGGUCUGGUGCUAGACCCAGAAGGCGUGGCGCAGCGGUGUCGAUGGGGAAGGGUGGGGAUGGCAAUGCUGCGCCAUCAUCGCUCCAGCCGGAGCAGCAGGUUGUCGGCGAGAACCAGUAUGCGAGGCCCGAGGUGCCCAAGUGGAGACAUAAAGCGGUCAUCAUCCCCGGGUUCGCCACGGACGCCCGUGUUUUCGAGAAGCUGUGCCACCGAUUGGAGCGAAGAGGGGUCGCUAGCGUCGUGGUUCCCAUCCGCUGGUACCACUGGCUGCCAACUCUAGGGGGCCGGAGCGUGCGGCCGAUCCUAGAUCGUAUCCACGAGACUGUCAUCAGGUGUGUCUGUGCCCAGGAGCACAAAGACAUGCCGUACGCGUUCAACGAGCCCGGCCUGCAGAGCGAGGUGGCGCCGUACACGGCCGAGGAUUUCUGGGCGGAGAUGGGCGACCCCAAGCGUGGGGCACAUCACAUGGGGCCCAUCGCCCUUCCCGUUCUGCCGCCGAAGCCAUCGAUAGACGAGCGCGUGAUUUUGAUCGCGCACUCCGCCGGAGGCUGGAUGUCCAGAAUAUACCUCUCUGAGGCCUGUUACGACGGGCGAAUAUACAAUGCGUCUCACGCAGUCAACGGUCUCGUCACGCUGGGAACGCCACACGUCCGACUUACGGAUGACAAGGGACAACACCGCGAACUGCCCUUCAGCAGAAACUUCAAGUUUGUGGAAGAGCGCUGCACCGGAGAGAACGGGGGCGACUGGGAGAAGAAAAUACCAACGGUUUGCAUCGGAGGCUCGGCGCUUGAGGGACGGUCAGCCUUCGGAGGCAUAUUCAAGGAUCUGGUUUACCAGAGCUAUGAGCUUUGCUGCGGGGAUGGGUCAGGGAGGGGAGACGGUAUAACUCCACUCAAGAGCGCGUUCGACAUGGCCGGUGCCAAACGCUACGUGGAACUUGAGGUAUACUUGGUAGCAACAACACUGACCAGAGGGACAGAGGGGUGGGUGGGGAGGGAGGGAGCCAGAUAG